AGGGUUUUCUCAAUGAAGCCGGGACGCACUAAGGAGUCGGGCCCAGCCAGGUACCAGGGAGUCGGGAGUUGGCCUGCCAACCGCGGUCCCCGCCGCUCCUCCGCGCGGAGAUGAAGUACAUUGUGGGCAUCGGAGGAGUGAGACCAGGGCCCUCCAUUUCUGCACGUUCUGUAGCCGGCCCUGAGGGCACGGUGUAUCUUUCAGCAACAAGUCAAAUUAACAUCAGCAUGACCAACGGCGGCAAGACCACACUGACCAACAGCCUCCUUAAGUCACUGCCCAACUGCUGUGUGAUCCACCAGGAUGACUUCUUCAAGCCCCAAGACCAAAUAGCAGUUGGGGAGGACGGCUUCAAACAGUGGGACGUGCUGGAGUCCCUGGACAUGGAGGCCAUGCUGAGCACCGUGCAGGCCUGGAUGAGCAGCUCCCGGAAGUUCGCCCGUGCCCACGGGGUCAGUGUCCAGCUGGACGCCUCAGACACCCACAUCCUCAUCCUGGAAGGCUUCCUUCUCUACAGCUACAAGCCCCUGGUGGACUUGUAUAGCCGACGGUACUUCCUGACCGUCCCGUACGAAGAGUGCAAGUGGAGGAGAAGUACUCGACGCUACAUGGUCCCCGACCCCCCCGGCCUCUUCGACGGCCACGUGUGGCCUAUGUACCAGAAGUAUAAGCGGGAGAUGGAGGCCAAUAGCGUGGAAGUGGUGUACCUGGACGGCACGAAGUCCCGCGAGGAGCUCUUCCACCAAGUCCUGGAAGACAUUCAGAACUCGCUUCUGAACCGCUCCUAGGUGUGGCUGGAGAGGAGGGGCCCAGCCCCCAAUGCAGGGACCCAGACACAAUUCCGGCCACAGUACGGCCAGGCUGGCAGCAUCCCAGCCAGACACUGCGUGACCAUUUCCCUUUGGGGAAGUCUGUACAUAUGAGAGUGGAGGCCCCACUCACAGCCCAGCAUCUCAGGGCCCGGGCAUUCUGUCCCGAGAUGCUUCUGUAACCUCGAUGGCGGAUUACAUAUUAAACCUGAUCCUGUUUUAUAA
Balaenoptera ricei (Rice's whale) is the source of this 1034-nucleotide messenger RNA. It is a transcript of the gene NMRK2, whose product is annotated as nicotinamide riboside kinase 2. The coding region runs from base 111 to 788 and encodes 225 amino acids. The transcript has 8 exons. Lineage: Eukaryota; Metazoa; Chordata; Mammalia; Artiodactyla; Balaenopteridae. The record is from RefSeq and is a predicted model, not a curated record. Gene Ontology annotation, cellular component: cytoplasm.